Haemonchus placei is the source of this 670-nucleotide messenger RNA. The record is from the annotation of a GenBank genome assembly. Lineage: Eukaryota; Metazoa; Nematoda; Chromadorea; Rhabditida; Trichostrongylidae.
AUGCGAUGGCUUGGUCUGCUCCAUUCUCUCGAGCUCCAGUGACGGGGAGGACCAUGGCUCAAAUUGCGGAAUGCAGUGGUCAUUUGAAAGUGCCAGGCGGAGAGAAAUUGCCUUUCAACUUGCUAUCAUUAUGCUGGGGUAAAUCACUACUAGUUGCUAGUCGAGCAAGGUAGCAGUAGUAGUGUCGUUAGCAAGAAAUGAAUAUUACAUUAUGGAAGACGAUCGGAAGCCUCUGAGCAGAGCCAAAAUGUCCUUAACGGAUUAUUUUAUUGUGACAGCGUUGUAUCUCGUUGAUGCCAUGGAAUGGAGUCAACAGACGAGAACACCGCAAGUUAUGACUGAUCAACAGUAUGGAUUCCACGAAUUUGUUCCCAGCAGCUCUAACCUUCCUUCUGCCGAAGGUCACUUGCAAAGAGUCUGUUCUACUCAACCUAGUUCGAGUGGCUCCACUUCUGUCGCGGAACCGCCCUUGGAAGUUCAUGAAGCACAGUCCACGUCCACCGAGACGACGUCUGUCAUGGGAGCUGAGGAUGUAUCAAAACCGGUACCUGGAAUUACCAGUGUAUGGUCUGGACAAACGGACCAAGAGUGUUUUCCCAUGGAAAGGCUCAAAGAAGAUCAGAAGUUUGCGGACACUCAGGGAAGAAGAAGCGAAGGCUGGUGUAAAUGA